AAGAUAUCUGUCAUCCAAAAGAUAACCCUAGGAAUACAAGUAACUACAAAAGCCUAGAUAGUAAAGAGGAUAAAAACUAUUUAUUAAAAAUAGAAUAUGAAGAAUUGUAUAGUUAUUCAACUUAUCAAGAAAUGAAUAAUAUAAAUACUAUAAAAACAAAACCUGCAAAUAGUCGAUUUUCUAAACUGCAGAAGAAACCAAAUAAGAAAGCACUUGAGGCCCAGUGUACUGUUUGGAUAGAAAAAGUCAAACAACUCUGA
Messenger RNA from Racocetra persica, 260 nucleotides. NCBI's taxonomy places the organism in Eukaryota, Fungi, Glomeromycota, Glomeromycetes, Diversisporales, Gigasporaceae. The record is from the annotation of a GenBank genome assembly.